AUCAUCAGUGACCAUGAGCUGUCCGGGUCGGCGAGAAAUCGGGUGACAAGAACGGGCCAACAGCAACCUCCAGCCGUACCUAGCUGUAAAGGCCCACAUUAAACAUGGCAUAGAAGACCAACAACGCUCCGUAGCUUCAUCAUUUCCGUCCAUUCUCGCUGUGGCUGGAAACGAAUUUCUCUCUCCAAUUUGUCUUCCUCAGCAUCACAGUUCUCGAGAGGGACAGGGACAGGGAGAAACAUAGAGUGCUGUGAAGAAGAUGAGGGAGAUCAUCAGCGUGCAUAUCGGACAGGCUGGGAUUCAGGUCGGCAACUCCUGCUGGGAGCUCUAUUGCCUCGAGCAUGGCAUUCAGCCCGAUGGCAGGAUGCCUAGUGACACGUCUGAAGGAGUCGCAAAUGAUUCAUUCAACACAUUCUUCAGUGAAACUAGUGCGGGCAAACAUGUACCCAGAGCUGUGUUUGUUGACCUUGAGCCAACUGUUAUAGAUGAAGUGAGAACUGGAACAUACAGACAGCUCUUUCAUCCUGAGCAACUCAUUUCUGGAAAGGAGGAUGCCGCUAAUAACUUUGCCAGGGGACAUUACACAGUGGGGAAAGACAUCAUUGAUGUGUGUCUCGACCGGGUGAGAAAGUUGGCUGACAACUGCACUGGUUUGCAAGGUUUUUUGGUCUUUAAUGCUGCUGGAGGUGGUACUGGCUCUGGUUUAGGGUCCCUGCUUCUGGAACGUCUUUCUGUAGACUAUGGAAAGAAGUCUAAACUUGGAUUUACCAUAUAUCCUUCUCCACAGGUAUCAACUGCAGUGGUAGAACCAUACAAUAGUGUUUUGUCUACUCAUGCCCUCCUUGAACACACGGACGUUGUCAUUUUGUUGGACAAUGAAGCAAUAUAUGACAUCUGCAGGAAGUCCUUAGACAUUGAAAGGCCCAACUACACAAACCUCAACCGUUUGAUUUCACAAGUCAUCUCAUCAUUGACGACUUCUUUAAGGUUUGAUGGAGCCAUAAAUGUGGACAUCACUGAAUUCCAGACCAACCUCGUACCUUAUCCUCGGAUUCAUUUCAUGCUUUCUUCAUAUGCACCUGUUAUCUCCUCUGCCAAAGCCUAUCAUGAGCAGCUGUCUGUUCCUGAGAUCACAAAUGCUGUUUUUGAGCCGUCAAGCAUGAUGGCUAAGUGUGACCCAAGACACGGUAAAUACAUGGCAUGUUGUCUGAUGUAUCGCGGAGAUGUUGUUCCUAAGGAUGUCAAUGCAGCUGUAUCUACCAUCAAAACAAAAAGGACUGUUCAGUUUGUUGAUUGGUGCCCUACGGGUUUCAAGUGUGGAAUCAACUAUCAGCCCCCGACUGUGGUGCCCGGAGGUGAUCUUGCUCGUGUUCAGCGUGCAGUCUGCAUGAUAAGCAACAAUACCGCUGUGGCUGAGGUCUUCUCCCGAAUUGACCACAAGUUUGACCUCAUGUAUUCCAAACGUGCGUUUGUCCACUGGUACGUUGGUGAGGGUAUGGAGGAAGGAGAAUUCUCUGAAGCUCGUGAGGAUCUUGCGGCUCUUGAAAAAGAUUAUGAGGAGGUUGGAGCUGAAGGAGUAGACGAAGAAGAUGAAGGAGAAGAUUAUUGAAAGCAUAGUACCUUCCCACUCCCUGUAAACAAUAAUAAUAUCAACUGUAUCUUCAUGUUUGUCAUAUGCUUUUAAUCUUUUGUUUAAUACUAGCAGUUCAUUGAACUCCUGGUUUAUCUAGAUCUUGAUAUUCAUGUCUUUCAAUUCAGCUUCUACAUGACAUCUGACUUCUGUUAUGCCUUUUCAUGGUACGGCAAAAUUAUGUAUUUAUUUGUUAUGAGAAAAUCAG
Molecule: messenger RNA, 1838 nt
Organism: Cuscuta epithymum
Lineage: Eukaryota; Viridiplantae; Streptophyta; Magnoliopsida; Solanales; Convolvulaceae
Source: the annotation of a GenBank genome assembly